Lobosporangium transversale is the source of this 2124-nucleotide messenger RNA. RefSeq lists its product as hypothetical. The record is from RefSeq and is a predicted model, not a curated record. Lineage: Eukaryota; Fungi; Mortierellomycota; Mortierellomycetes; Mortierellales; Mortierellaceae. Gene Ontology annotation, molecular function: malate dehydrogenase (decarboxylating) (NAD+) activity; NAD binding. The transcript is spliced from 6 exons. The coding region runs from base 141 to 1994 and encodes 617 amino acids. Gene Ontology annotation, cellular component: mitochondrion. Gene Ontology annotation, biological process: malate metabolic process; pyruvate metabolic process.
CUUUCAUUCCUUCAUCAACUAUUUCUUCUUAGGCCCUCAUCUCCAUCUCAUUCCUCUCGGCUCUUCUCAUUCUUUUCAAUUCUUCUGCUCCAUUCCGAAAUCUCUCGCCUUCGUUCACAGCAAACAAUAAGUUUAUCACAAUGUUGAGGAAUCCUGUUCUCAAGACUGUUCACACCACGACACAACGAUAUGUCACUAGACAAGUAAGGGAUUAUAGCAGACGUGCCCUUACGACCUUGGCUUUUCCUGAUUUGCGCAUGGAGACUAUGGUUCAAACCACGACAAAACAUGGCAUGGAUGUCAUCCACGAUCCAUUGCUCUCCAAGGGCACUGCUUUCUCUCUCUCAGAACGUGAGCGUCUCGGCAUUCGUGGCCUUGUUCCUCCAAGGACACAGGAGAUGGACAAGCAACUUCAACGUAUCAUCCGUAAUUUGCGUGAGUGCCGGACACCGCUUGAAAAGUUCAUUUUCAUGACGGCACUUCAGGAUCGUAAUGAAACACUUUAUUACCGUCUCUUGAUCGAUAAUCUGGAGGAACUUUCUCAAGUUAUUUAUACACCAACAGUUGGAGAGGCUUGCCAGCGAUUCCAUUCCAUUUAUCGUCGCGCAAGAGGAAUGUACUUUAGUACUCUUGACCGUGGCCAGAUGGCUGCUAUGGUUCACAACUGGCCUCACGAUCAGGUCGAUGUGAUUGUUGUUACAGAUGGAUCUCGCGUGUUGGGCUUGGGUGAUUUGGGUGCCAAUGGCAUGCAGAUCCCCAUCGGAAAACUUUCAUUGUAUGUCGCUGGUGGUGGUAUUCGUCCUACAUCAAUUCUACCUGUUGUUCUUGAUGUUGGAACGAAUAAUGAAGAGCUCCUGAACGAUCCACUCUAUCUUGGAAUGGGCCACCGCCGUUUGGAAGGAGAAGAAUACUAUUCCUUUGUUGACGAGUGGGUCCAUGCCAUCCAGAACAGAUAUCCUAAUGCUCUUAUUCAAUUUGAGGAUUUCAAGUAUCCUCACGCUUACAACCUUCUCCAUAAAUACCAGAACCACAUCUGCUGCUUCAACGAUGACAUUCAGUCAACCUCUGCUGUCGCCCUGGCUGGCGUCUUGGCGGCAUUGAAGGCUCGUGGAAAGCCCAUCAAUGCCUUGAACGAAGAGCGAAUUAUCUGUGUUGGUGCUGGUAGCGCUGGUGUUGGUGUCUGCGAGGGUAUCAUCGACUGUAUGGUCGAACAAGGCAAAGUAAAAUCCCGUGAAGAAGCUUACAGUAGGAUCUGGAUGCUGGAUCAGCACGGUCUCCUUGGUAAUCCUCAUAUUGGCUCCACAGACGGCACGACGCCUCUUCCAUUUGGAUUGGGUGAUCGUGCUAAUCUGGAUGAACGUCAGCUGUGCUAUCUUAAGAGGGAUAUGAAGGAUCGCAUGGGUCUUGAGGAUGUUGUCAAGGCAAUCAAACCCACAGUUAUCCUCGGCCUUAGCGGAGCUCGUGGUGUUUUCACUGAGGGCGCUAUCCGUGCUAUGGCUGAGGGCGUUGAAAAGCCCGUUGUCUUCCCUCUCUCGAACCCAACUCACCAAUCUGAGUGUUCUGCUGAGGAAGCAUUCAAGUGGACAGACGGUCGCGCCAUCUUCGCCAGUGGAAGUCCCUUCAAGGAUGUUGAAUAUAAGGGCAAGAUUCGCAAGGUUAACCAAAUCAACAAUGCCAUGUCUUUCCCCGGUCUCGGUCUUGGAAUUACUGUCUCGCGCGCCAGUCGUGUCACAAGUAAGAUGUUCUUGGAGACUGCAAUUACGAUUGCCAACAUGGCUUCGGAGGACCAGCUUAAGAGCGGAGUCCUCUUCCCUGGUGUUGGGGCCCUUCGAGAGGUCUCAAAGGAAGUUGCUGCUAAAGUUUGCGAAGUUGCAUAUGAGCAAGGACUGGCUCGUGCUCACUUGCGUCAGGGCGUCAGUCUGAAGGGAGUGAUUGAAGAGUCCAUGUGGAGCCCUGAGUAUGUUCCUACCAUUCGUAUUGACGGCCAUAUCUAAAAUAACUUUGCAUUAUCCUUAUGACCAGUACGCAUUUAAUAUAUAUCUUUGGCAACUUGUUCAUUCCAUCAGUCUUUCUUCAUUAUUCAUUCAUUCAUUCACACCACCUCAUCAUUUAUAAUAACGAUCG